GCCCGGGAACCGCGCUCGCCGCCGGCCCGACGCCGCCAUGAGCGCCGCGCUUUUCAGCCUGGACAGCCCGGCGCGCGGCGCCCCCUGGUCCGCGGAGCCCGCCGCCUUCUACGAGCCGGGCCGCGCGGGAAAGCCGGGCCGCGGGACCGAGCCGGCCGCGCCCGCCAUGUACGACGACGAGAGCGCCAUCGAUUUCAGCGCCUACAUCGACUCCAUGGCCGCCGUGCCCACUCUGGAACUGUGCCACGACGAACUCUUCGCCGACCUCUUCAACAGCAACCACAAGGCGGGAGCCCUGGAGCUGCUGCCCGGGGGCCCCGCGCGCCCCGCGGUCCCCGGGCCGGCGCCGCGACCGCUCAAGCGCGAGCCCGACUGGGGCGAUGGCGACGCGCCCGGCUCGCUGCUGCCCGCGCAGGUGGCCGCGUGCGCGCAGACGGUGGUGAGCCUGGCGGCCGCCGCGCAACCCACGCCGCCCGCGUCGCCCGAGCCGCCGCGCCGCAGCCCUGCGCCCCCAGCACCCGGGCCGGCGCGCGACAAGGCGGCGGGAAAGCGGGGCCCCGACCGCGGCAGCCCCGAGUACCGGCAGCGGCGCGAGCGCAACAACAUCGCCGUGCGCAAGAGCCGCGACAAGGCCAAGCGGCGCAACCAGGAGAUGCAGCAGAAGCUGGUGGAGCUUUCGGCCGAGAACGAGAAGCUCCAGCAGCGCGUGGAGCAGCUGACGCGGGACCUGGCCGGGCUGCGGCGCUUCUUCAAGCAGCUGCCCGGCGCGCCCUUCCUGCCCGGCGCGGGGGCGGCGGACGCGCGGUGACGCGAGGGGCGCGCGGGCUGCGGCCGCGGUGUCUGGAGCCACCGGGCCGGACUCCCGUGCUCGGCUGGGACUCAAGACAGCUGCCGCGUGGACCCUAAGUUACUGUGACGGCAGCUUCUCUACAUCCUACGCCUAGGAUGCAGCAAAGGUACAUUCGUAAAAGAGACUUUUGGGACAAGCCAUUGUACUGUAGAUACGAGGAAAAAAGACUUGAGCAUGCACACAUUUUUAUAUUGAUUUUUACAGUAUUUGUAAGAAUAAAGACGCGUUAGACCAACCUUGAAUCCUGCGCUCGCAGCCCUCCGGAACCCCGGGAAGGGCGCGUCUGUCCGGCGUGCGCCCCGGGGCCGGGUUCCUGGAAGAUCGUCUCUUUGCUUCUCAAACAGGCCAAACUACACCUGCGGACGUGCUCGUUAACUUGCAGAGACCCCCCUCGGGUGGAAGGCGCCCCGGGAACGUGUCAGAGACCGGCGGGAGCGCGCCCCACCUCGAGCGGGGGCCCCAGGGGCAGGGAGAGGAGGGCUCAGGUUGUCCGAAAACCAGUCCGACUCGUCUUGGCUUUCAUGGGAUUUGCUUUCACUUUCUUCAGUCUUGUAGAGUUUCUAGCAGAUUUUCAAAGUGCGUAAGAUACAGAACGGUCACGUAGGAUGGAAAGGACAGUCACAAAGCUACUAAAAACCGGCUACCUUGUCAGUACUUGUAAUGUUUCAACGCUUAAUCUGAACGACUAAAUAAAGCCUUGCCUGUCCCCCGUGAAA
Molecule: messenger RNA, 1566 nt
Organism: Camelus dromedarius (Arabian camel)
Lineage: Eukaryota; Metazoa; Chordata; Mammalia; Artiodactyla; Camelidae
Gene: CEBPD
Product: CCAAT enhancer binding protein delta
Exons: 1
Coding region: 38-808 (256 amino acids)
Biological process (GO): regulation of transcription by RNA polymerase II; regulation of cell differentiation; DNA-templated transcription
Molecular function (GO): DNA-binding transcription factor activity, RNA polymerase II-specific; RNA polymerase II cis-regulatory region sequence-specific DNA binding
Source: RefSeq, a predicted model, not a curated record